UUUUUUUUUUUUUAUUAUUAUGUUCCUUUUUUCUAAAAGAUCAAUGCCAUCUAAUAAACAAUGAGUUCUUUUUCUAGUCCAAUUCGAUCUAAUAAUUUUAUACCCAAACAUAAAUCUACUAAUAGAAAGCAUAAUGUUGAUACCAAUCGUUACUUAAAUUAUGAUCCUGAAAAAGAACCCAUUAAAGCAUAUCUAAGAAUAAGACCCAAGCCAGAAAAUUAUAAUGAUUCAAUUGAAAAACCAUACAUUGAAAUCGUUAACCAUGUUGAAGUCAUCAUGCAUCCUCCUGAAAAUUCAUAUAGAGCACGACACAAGCCACCGGAACGGUAUCGAUUUACUCAAGUGUUUGACCAUACAACCGACCAACGUGAAUUUUUUAACGAGACUACACUUGAACUUGUGAAGGACGUGUUGAGAGGGAAUAAUGCGCUUUUAUUUGCGUAUGGUGUGACGAAUUCAGGAAAGACGUAUUCGAUUAUGGGUAAAGAAACAGAGGAAGAUGUUGGACUCUUACCACGGACCCUUUAUACAAUUUUCAAAAGCAUUCAUGACCGUAAAAGUGAGGCUAAACUGAAGCCUGUCAUGGAUAAUCUAGUUCAACCCUAUGAAUGCAACACAGAAGAGAAUCGAGAGAUCCUAAAUAUAUGUCAAUUGCAGGAGAACCUAUCAUUAACGCAACAAGGUGGAGAGAUGAUCGAGAUUGAUAGUAAUUUUGAAUAUGGUAUUUGGGUUUCAUUUAUUGAAGUCUAUAAUGAACAAGUCUAUGACCUCUUGGACGUGAAGAGGAGGCAAAGGACGUUGCAACUCAAGUAUGACCAAAGGAGUGGUAACAAGUAUGUAGCUGAUGUAAGUUUAGUUAAAGUAAAGUCGAUGGAGGAAGCAGAUGCGAUUAUGCGGUUAGGACAUCAAAAUAGACAUGUCUUCUCAACCUUGAUGAAUCAAACGAGUAGUCGAAGUCAUAGCGUAUUUACCAUCCACGUCGUGAGGUGUCCGAUUGAAAAUGAUGAAUUUGUAAUCGAGGAUCCUAAUUUUGCGACUAUUUCAAAAUUGUCUAUUGUUGAUCUAGCAGGUUCUGAACGUUAUCGAAACACGAAUAGUACAGGACAACGACUGAAGGAGGCAGGCAAUAUUAACAAGUCCCUCAUGGUCCUUGGUCAAUGCAUGGAGACACUUCGUAUGAAUCAGAUAAAGACGGAUAUGGGGAAGACGCCUACGAUGGUCCCCUUUCGACAUAGCAAACUGACAGAGUUAUUCAAGAGUACAUUUGAAGGGGAUGGAAAAGCAGUGAUUAUUGUCAACGUCAAUCCCUUUGAUACAGGCUUUGAUGAAAACAAUCAUGUCAUGAAAUUUGCUGCUGUAGCUAGAAAUGUAACAACAACUUGGCGACCUAUUCAACCAACAAAGAUUGAUUUUGAACAAGUAGAAGCGAGUACAAAAAGAUUAAGAAAUGGAGUAUUAAAGAAUAAACAAAAUAUUGAAGAAGGAGGAGAAGACAAAGAAGACGAAGACAACGACGACGACGACGACGACGACGACGACGAUAAUGAUACAUUAUUAAAUGAAAAUGCUCAAUUUAUUGAUAAUUUAAUUGAUCAAAUAGAAGAUUUAUGGGAGAAAUGGGUAGAUAUAGAAGCAAGAAAUAAUACAUUAGAAUUUGAAAUUCGAGAUCAAGUUUCGAGAGAAAUGGAUAUUGAAUUAAAAAAGAUGGAAGAUUUGUAUUUAGCAGCACUAAAAAGAGAAAAUGAUUUAAUGAAUAUUCAGUUAGAGAAUAGAUUAAAGAAAGAUAUUAAUGAUGAGAAUGAUAACGAAUUUCUGAAAAUGGUUCAUGAAAGACAGAAUGUAAUUAUAGAAGAAAUGAACUAUUUAAAGCAAAAAUUAGAACAAACAACAGAUAAAAUCAGUAAUAAUAAUAAUAAUGGUCUUUUACUUGAAAGGAUAGCAAAACUCGAAAAAGAAAAUCAAAAGGAAAGAAAAGAGAGAUAUAAACUUGAACGUUAUGUACGCAUGCUAGAAAAGAAAGAAGACGAUAUUGAAGAUAUGAAUGAUGAUGACGAUUUAAAAAGAACAAUGGAUGUAGAAUCAUUCCAACAAUUUUUAAAUUUAAGAAAGCAAUUACGUCGAAGUAUAUUUAAGAAAGAAGAGUUGGGUGAAGAUGCUGACACAGUAAUGAAGCAAAUAGAGCAAUUUAAAGGUGUUACUUUCAAAUUAGCCAAGGAUACAAAAAUGGGUAAAUUAUUAAAACUAAUUAUCCAAGAAGACUUUGAAAAAGAUCCAUAUCAAAUCCGAAAUCGCGCUAUUCAACUAUUUAAACGUUACUCACAGUUAAUGGACUUACCUGCUGAAUUACCACUUAAAAAUGAAUUUUCCAACUUGAAUUUACAAGAAGAAAAUGAACAAAAAUUCCAAGAUGCUACAACAAUGACAGAUAUAACUGACAUAGAAAAAAGUUUAAAGAUCGAGAAUACUAGAUUAAGACAAAAGAUUAAAAUACUGAAUGAAGGUCAAAAAAGAUUAAAGGAAGCAUUUGAGAAUACAUUAUUAACAAAGCAAAUUUUGUCAAGACCGUUAUUACCUUCAGAAGAUGUUAUCAUGACUGAAAAUAAAAACAAUCAUAACGAUCCUGAGACUAUACACGUCAAUAGCUCAGAGGAAGAAAACGAUAUUAAUGAAUACGAAAGUGAUAUAACGGAAAUACUUAAACAAGAUAGCCGUCAAAAACGUAGAAGGAAACUACGAGAGCGUUAAUAAACUUGUUUUUUAAAAUAAUACUUACUGUGUAAUUAUAAAUGUUCUCAACUUGUAAUGAAUUAUUAUACUACCCUCGAGUAGUAAAUAAAGGAUUUUUAUUUUUUUUAUCAGGUACUGAAUUGAGCUGAAUUUGAAAAUAAAGGGUUGCUGCAUGAACACUAUUUUGGGAUAUAAAUGAAAAAAAACAGGUACGCACAUAGCAACCAUAUAUAUCAAAUUAUACUAGAACACAACUAUUUACAACAUAUUGAAUUGACUUUGUAUUAUGUAUUAUAUUAUCUUAACUUCAAU
Molecule: messenger RNA, 3039 nt
Organism: Cokeromyces recurvatus
Lineage: Eukaryota; Fungi; Mucoromycota; Mucoromycetes; Mucorales; Mucoraceae
Product: kinesin motor domain-containing protein
Exons: 12
Coding region: 61-2745 (894 amino acids)
Biological process (GO): microtubule-based movement
Cellular component (GO): nucleus; microtubule; kinesin complex
Molecular function (GO): ATP binding; microtubule motor activity; microtubule binding
Source: RefSeq, a predicted model, not a curated record